UUCAUUUAACAUCAGCUGCAAAGUUAUUUAAUGGGUUAUAUUUAAUCUGAUUAUAUGUAAUACACUUCUAGAUGUAUUUGGUGGUUGCUUUACAGGUGAAGAAAAAACUCCUCUUAACUGGAUUUCAGAAUGAACUCAAGCCAAGCUCAGAUAGUGGAUAAUACCCCUCUUUGCUAUGAAUUCUUAAACAGAUCUUGUCCAAAGCUUGUCUAUCCUCUGUUUCUGAGAGUGCCACUUUACUUGUUCUUCAGCUCAGUGGUGAUUUUAACAGUGUUGGGAAACCUGUUUGUUAUCAUAACCAUUUUUCAUUUUAAGCAGCUGCACAUGCCAACUAAUUACCUUGUUCUGUCUCUGGCUGUAACUGAUCUGCUGCUGGGUGUCAUUUAUAUGCCUCCAUGUAUGGUACAAUCUGUGGAAACCUGCUGGUAUUUGGGUCAUCUAUUCUGUAAAAUUUAUAACAGUAGUGGUAUCAUGUUGUGUACUGCUUCCAUUUUAAAUCUGUCUUUCAUUUCCAUUGACAGAUAUUAUGCUGUGUGUCACCCUUUACUGUAUCACAAUAAAAUCACCUCCUUUGUCACAUUUAUCAUGAUUAUCAUCUGCUGGACUGUUUCAACUGUAGUUGGGUUUGGAAUAAUAUUUCUGGAGAUCAACCUUCUGGGCGUUGAAGAGUUUUAUCAUGAGCAUGUUGCAUGUGAAGGAGGUUGUGUGUUGUUUCAAAGCACAACUUCGAGCACUUCUUCCUCCUUGCUUUCUUUUUAUAUCCCAGGUGUUGUGAUGCUCAGUAUAUAUAUAAAGAUUUUUCGUGUUGCUCAAAAGCAAGCAAAAUCUAUUCAGGACUCAAAAUGUAAAAAUGCAGAAUCAGUGUUGAGCAAAGAGGAGAAAAAAGCCACCAAAACUCUAGCUGUGAUUUUAGGCGUGUUCCUGUCACUUUGGAUGCCGUUUUUUAUCUGCAACAUCCUCAAUCCUUUUACUGGCUACUUAAUUCCACCAAUAUUUUUUGAUAUGCUGGCUUGGAUUGGACUUAUGAAUUCAACUUGUAAUCCUAUUGUGUAUGCUUUCUUCUAUAAGUGGUUUAGAAAAGCAUUUAGGAUUAUUUUAACAGGUAAAAUAUUUCAGCCAGGGUCUUCACGAAUUAACCUCUUUUCACACUGA
Astyanax mexicanus (Mexican tetra) is the source of this 1152-nucleotide messenger RNA. RefSeq names its product trace amine-associated receptor 1-like. Gene Ontology annotation, biological process: adenylate cyclase-activating adrenergic receptor signaling pathway. NCBI's taxonomy places the organism in Eukaryota, Metazoa, Chordata, Actinopteri, Characiformes, Acestrorhamphidae. Gene Ontology annotation, cellular component: membrane. The record is from RefSeq and is a predicted model, not a curated record. The coding region runs from base 130 to 1152 and encodes 340 amino acids. Gene Ontology annotation, molecular function: trace-amine receptor activity. The transcript has a single exon.